AUGGCAAAAUGUGCAAGCAUUGUACUGUUAAUGAUGGCUACGUUGAUAUUAGUUGGGGAAAUACAUUUUGGCUCAGCACAGAAGUGUGGAUGUCCAGAGCAAGAGUGCUGCAGCAAGCGGGGAUACCGUGGAACCACUCAAGCUUAUUGCGGUGUUGGUUGUUCACAAGGCCCAUGUACUGUCGACAGCCCUACUCCCUUUGGAUCCAUAGAAUAUACUAUCACUAAGGCCUUCUUUGACCGUAUUAAAUCUGGAAUUCCUUCUUCUUGUAAGGGAAAGAACUUCUACACUAACGAAGAUUUUAUCAGCGCAUCUGAAAUUUUCCCUCGCUUUGGCAACACCGGAGAAUCUCUUGGAGUUGCUAAGAGAGAACUUGCUGCUUUCUUUGCUAACUUCGCUCACGAGACUGGAAGUCUAUGUUAUAUAGAGUAAAUGGAGAAACGUACCUACUGCCAACCUUCUACAGAAUACCCUUGUGCUCCUGGGAAGCAAUACUACGGACGGGGACCUCUUCAGAUAACUGGGAACUACAACUAUGGAGCAGCGGGGAAAUAUUUGGGACUUCCGUUGUUGGAAAACCCAGAUUUGGUGGCACAAAAGCCCGACGUUGGCUUCAAGACGGCACUGUGGUUUUGGAUGACAAGCAACUGUCACAGAGCCAUCACUCUCCCGAGGGGUAUCGGAUUUAAAGGAACGAUCAUUGCAAUCAACUUCAGAGAAUGCGGGGGAGGGAAUCCGGCAGCUGUGAAGAAUCGAGUCAAUUUGUAUAGGAAAUUCUGUCGAUGGGUGCGAGUCGCUCCCGGUCUCAACCUUUAUUGUUGA
Molecule: messenger RNA, 822 nt
Organism: Cryptomeria japonica (Japanese cedar)
Lineage: Eukaryota; Viridiplantae; Streptophyta; Pinopsida; Cupressales; Cupressaceae
Product: endochitinase At2g43610-like
Biological process (GO): carbohydrate metabolic process; cell wall macromolecule catabolic process; chitin catabolic process
Molecular function (GO): chitinase activity; chitin binding
Source: RefSeq, a predicted model, not a curated record